This is a messenger RNA of Argiope bruennichi, 778 nucleotides long. It is a transcript of the gene RpL15, whose product is annotated as 60S ribosomal protein L15-like. NCBI's taxonomy places the organism in Eukaryota, Metazoa, Arthropoda, Arachnida, Araneae, Araneidae. Gene Ontology annotation, cellular component: ribosome; cytosolic large ribosomal subunit. Bases 126 to 740 code for a protein of 204 amino acids. Gene Ontology annotation, biological process: cytoplasmic translation. The record is from RefSeq and is a predicted model, not a curated record. The transcript has 4 exons. Gene Ontology annotation, molecular function: RNA binding; structural constituent of ribosome.
UUUUUAACUGCAACUUUAUACAGCAUGCCGCUUCGAUCUCGCAAAAAUUGAAGUGAAGUGGCAUCCAUAGCUCCGUGCAAGCGCGAAAACAUUUAUGGUGGGUUAAUUUCAGUAAAGGUUAAAAAAUGGGAGCAUACAAAUAUAUGCAAGAGCUAUGGAGGAAAAAACAGUCAGAUGUAAUGAAAUUUUUACUCCGCACAAGAUGCUGGUAUUAUAGACAAUUGAAUACAGUUCAUAGAGCCCCAAGACCUACAAGACCUGAUAAAGCUCGCAGAUUAGGAUACCGUGCUAAACAAGGAUAUGUUGUAUAUCGUAUAAGAAUCCGCCGUGGUGGUCGUAAGAAGCAAGUACCAAAGGGUUGCACUUACGGAAAACCCAAAAAUCAUGGUGUAAACCAAUUGAAACCUGUCCGAAGCCAUCAGUCUAUUGCAGAAGAACGUGUGGGACGUAGAUGCAAAGCACUUCGAGUUUUGAAUUCUUAUUGGGUAGCCCAAGAUUCCACUUAUAAAUUCUAUGAAGUAAUAUUGGUUGAUCCUGCCCACAAUGCCAUUCGUAAUGAUCCUAAAGCCAACUGGAUAUGUAAGGCAGUACAUAAACACCGUGAGUUGAGAGGAUUGACCUCUGCUGGCAGUAAAUCUCGUGGCCUGGGCAAGGGACAUAAGUUCAACAAGACCAAGGGUGGAUCACGCCGUGCUUGCUGGAAGAGGCGCAAUACUUUGCAAUUGCGCCGAAAGCGAUAGAUGUUUUUGUAUUCCUCCUAAUAAAAUAUUAAGAAGUA